This is a messenger RNA of Argiope bruennichi, 4088 nucleotides long. RefSeq lists its product as uncharacterized. The transcript is spliced from 2 exons. The record is from RefSeq and is a predicted model, not a curated record. NCBI's taxonomy places the organism in Eukaryota, Metazoa, Arthropoda, Arachnida, Araneae, Araneidae. The coding region runs from base 275 to 3721 and encodes 1148 amino acids.
CCCUGAAAUCCACGAAUUCUGGACGCGCAUUUACAGUAAGAUAGAAGAGAGACACAGUUCGAACGAACAUUUCUUUUUUUCAUGUGUGCUAUUACAUGAUUCGUUUCGAAUCUAAUAUUUUCGUACUUAAUUUUGGAUGGAUAUAAUGAAGCAUACUAUUUUUCAUAUAACGAAAUGGAUAUAAUAUAAGCCAUUUUUAUGGAAGCAAUAUAAGAUGGAAAUUUUCAAAUCUACAACCACAGAAUAAAUAUCGGUUACAUUUCAAAACCACAUAAUGGCUGAGGACUCAUCGUCCAGGGUGAAAUCUUUCUCCGAUUCAGAAAUAAGCCUUUUGGAUUCCAAGAAUUCUACAGCAGAUUCUCGUCGAACCAGAAAUCAUUCAGAAAAAAAUUUUGCUUUCCUCAAACCUCAUCAACAGAAAUUUUCUAGAAAUAGAAAUGAAAAUAGCUCAGAUAUAAACAAUCAAUCUUUUGAAGAUGUGAUAUCGUCUUUAAAAAGCUUUUCGAUUCCCUCAAAAACAGGAACGAAAAGCACUGAUGAUGAAAGCGAAAUUUCAGAAUCAGAUGAUCCUUCAGGUGUCCAGCAUCAGAAGGAUGUCGAAGAUGAAACUAGAUCCCCAUCAAGGGAUGAAAAUUAUCUUCAAGAUAAACAAAAUGAGAAUGAGGUUCUUGAGGAGGAUUAUAGUGUUAAGCCAUCAUCGGUUGGCGAACAGGAAAUUACCACUGAUGAAAAUAUAAGCCAGCAAAACUCUUUUGAGGUCAAACAAAUGACCUCUGAUGAACAAAGUGACCUUCAGAAAACACAAAUCGGUCGUGUAAAUACCGAAAUUUUCAGUCCAUAUCGAGUUUUAGAGAAAGCAAAUACAAGUGUGGCGCCUUCAGAAAAUGAUUUUCUAGGUGAGCCCAGGUGUUUGGCUAUAAAAAAAUACGCGGCCGAUGAAGACGAGGAAUUCGAUCUUGAUUUAGUGAUGAAUGCCGAUAUCGAAGACGAAGAAGACGAACUUAUGAUAGAAAAACAAUCGGAAGUGAAUAAGACAAAGAAGAACCAUCCCCCUGACCCCAAUGACAUGUUUUUAGAUGAUGAGUCCGAUGAUGUAACUGAAGUGAAAGAAAUUCAGUAUGUGAAUCUUGGGAGCCCUAUGAAGAACGGGAAGACUUGGGAUUAUUCCAAGCUUGAAAAGGAAGAAGGCGAACUUUCCCCAGAUUUGUACAGAACUCAUUCUGACAUUGAUAAUUCCAAAAACAUCAGUUCCAGGAAGACUAGAGUUACAGAGUCGAACCUGGAGUUUCUGAACAAAGUUAACCGCUGUUUCCGGCAUCUUGAAAGAGAAUUUAGUAAUAUGCACGUGCCUCAAGGGUCUAAAAGAUUAGUCGGCCACUUGCGAGACCUACUGUGCGUGGUGGAGAGAAUGAAGCGUAAAUUGACCGUUUUAACCAGCUCAGCAAACAGUCGCAAAAAUGUUUCUCAUUCUAAAAAUAAAGCAGACACGGAUUCUAGAAGUUCGAAGGAAAAAGAUAAUAAAAGUGAUGAAAAUUCGCAUAAAUCUCUCAGAGAGCAAAAUGCAACAGAGAAUAGUAAUGCCGUCUAUCAGGACUUUGAUGAUAUACAAGCAAAACAGUUGAAUAAAUAUCUGGAAGAACGGAGAAAAAAGUAUUACGAGAAAAAGGCUGAAAAUUAUUUGGCACAAAAUGUACUUGCACCACAGCCGAAAGCGGAUGAGGUAUUAACCAAGAAAGAGCACCUUCGCAGAAUCCAUACAGGAUCUAAAGUAGAGAGACAACGCAUCAGGUCGUUAUUUAAAAGACAAAUGAAUUUAAUCACUCAACAAAUCAUCCAACAGAAUGAUCAGGACAAGCAUCAAAAUCCGAAGAAGAUAUCUGGGAGCAAGACAUCUUCCAAACAGGGCCAUCGGCCAAAUUUGGAAAAUCUGAAAACUUUAGAUGACAUGGAGUGUUUUUUGGAUCUCUUGAAAACUAAGAAAGGACAAAAAAUAACACCGGAAGACAUUAUUAGAGAUAUUCGCAAGAAAAAACUUCUGAAAUUCACAACUAAAAAGAGCAGUCCUGUGCCUAAGCCGCGUGUGCUACCUGUCUUACUUACUGGAGCAAAAAAAGAUGAAGUGAGUAUUUCUAAACAAAAUAUAGAUUCCAGUAUUAAUUAUGUACAACCAAGUAUUAGUAACGUAAAAGAACAGUCCGAAAAGGGAACAGAAAAUCCGGAAAAAAUCUUUCGGCAGGAUGAAAAACAAAUUAAAGAAACAGUUAUAAGACAAAAAGAACAGGAAUCAGAUAAAAUGCGAGAUGAACAGACUACCAAAAAUAAUUCCAGCCAUUCUUUAACUUCCAAACAGUCUUCCAAGUCAAAUUUAUCAAAAGUGGAAAAAUCGAAAGAACAAAAAGUUAGUAAAAAUAUGUCAAAAGAGGGGCAAAUAGACAAGGAAUCAAAAGAACCCGCUCCGAAUGGAAUUGAAUUCUGCGGCGACGAAAACGUUCCUUCGUCCAAAGAAGUAAUUGAUUCUUCCUUGCUUAAAAGAAAUUCAAAGGAGACGAAACGCUGCGAAUCUCUCUUUCAUUCAAGAGCCGCAUCAGAUUUCGAAAAAGAUUCCCGGGAAAUAUUCCCGGAGAAUUCCAAAAAACGAAUAAGGAAAAAAUCUUCGGAACCUAAAUCAUCCGAAUCAGAUAGCGAUUCUCGCAAGGAUCAAAUUCUUAAGAAACGGAAAAGAAAUGAGAGCGACGGCGAUUCGCGCAGUAAAUUACCCGCCAGUGACUCAAAAAGAGACUUGGUAUCGGAAAGAAAAUCUAAAACAAGAUAUCGUCCUCCUGACGCCGGGGCUGUAAUCAAUGGUCUCGGUGAAAAACCACCAGAGGAAUUACUGGCUAAAAAAUUACUUAUUGUUGGCGACAAGAACUUAGCCAUAUUAGAUAACUAUUAUUGCUUAAAGGUAAAGGACAAUCAUAUAUACCUUAAAAAGGUUGGGAAAUCGAGAAAAAGACGCCAUCGUCGCCAAAGUAAAGAACAAAGGUCUCCCCAAAUAAAUGAGAAGAAUCUUGAAAUUUCUGACAAAAGAAAUCACGGAAGAAAAGAAAGGGAUGAAUUAGCGUCUGAUUCAGAGAAUGCAGUGGCAGCAUUGAAAGAAAUGGAAGAUUUCCUGCAGCAGUUGCGAGCCAAAAAGGUUUCGAGUGAAAAACAACACGACCCGCCGCUGCAGAGCCAGCAAACUCGUGAAAUGAAAUUCAUGGCAAGAAUACAGGCGAAGAGGAAGGCAAAACUGAUGGCCUGCGUGUCCACGACGCCAAAUAUUUCAGAAAAGGAAGCCAAGUUCUUGAAAGAUCUGGAAAAUCGAUCCAAAAAUCCGAGCGACUCGCCAGAAACUGAAAGUAAGAAGCAGAAGCUGUUGGAAAAGAUCCGGGCUGAGACAGAUUUCAUUGUUUUAUCACAUAAACAGGCAGCGGCCCUUGAGGACGAUCCAUUGAGCGAUGUCAAAUCUUUCUUGAACAUGAUCAAGGAGGCGGAAUCGACCAACGAUGAAAACUCCAAACAGUUUUAUGUCUCGUUUUCUCUGAAAAAGUCUGAUGUUAAAAAGCUUGAGAACAUUACAACAGGAAAAGCAUCCGCUUUGUCAGAAGAAUCCCAGAGACUUUUGAACAGUGUCAGAUCGAAAAUGAGAGCUAAGAAAGUCCCGGCAGCUUUAGCAAAUGAAGAACCUCAGGCAGAAGUGUAACUGAAUACUGAAUCCAUUAUUGCUAAUUCAGUAUUGGCAAUAGUGGCAGCUCCUUCACUGCAGUGGAGGAGAUUUUUAAUCCUAUACUACAAUGCGUAUUGAUGCCAUUCCGUAUAACUUAAAUUUUAUUUUUUCUAUUAAAGUAUGAACAUUUUAAUAACUAAACAAUAAAAAUAAUAAUAAGAUUUUUUGACAUUGUGCAGGUGAAACUGCACUGUAAAUAAACUGUAAAAAAAAAUUUGCUAAUUUUUUUUAUUGAUUUUUUAAUUAAAAACGUUUAUUUUAAAAGAAUUUUUUUUGUUUAUUUUUCUUUGAAUUCGUUAAUCUCGUUCAUAAAAUUUUUUCAAAAUUGUUCAUAAAUUGUGCU